AAAGCUCAAACAUUGACAAAAUCUCGAAUUGGAUUGAAAAAAAAAAUCGUGCGGUGGUGUCAUUCCGCCCCCGUCUCGGUGCAGAUCCGCCACGAGACAUCGUCCACUAUCAAAUGUUUGGCUUCUGCAGAUAACACCACUGACCCCAAAAUAUGGUAAAUAAUUGGGAAUUCUUUGUUCAUCGUUGCCACAAUUAACAAUGGACGCGAUACAAGUCACCAACGACGAGGUUGUCAAAGUGAGGAAAUAUUUUAAGGUGAAAGAGGACGAUAUUAAAAGGGAUGUUAGAAUAAUAAUCGAGUGGAUACGGCAACAACAGCAUUUACCGGAUAUCGACGAUGAAAAUUUCAUCGAACGGUGUUUGUUGCGGAAUAAGUUUCGAGUCGAGCAAACUAAGCAAAAACUAGACGGGUAUUGUACGCUUAGAGGGGUGCAUCUUAAUAUGUUCGAGGACUGGAAGUCCAUUAUACCCUCCAGAGAGUUGACCACAACCUUGCCCCUUCCGAAGCUGACCCCAAACCUGGAGCGCGUCAUAGUGUGGAAGCUGCGUUCGUCCGACCCCAACGACUACGACAUAAUCAGCAUUGUUAAAUACAACCUUCUCCUAUUCGAAGUGUUGAUCCGGAACGACUACGCCGUGGGCGACCGCUUCGUCGCCGACUUCACCGGCCACACGGCCGCCACCAUCGCCCGCAACAACCCCCUAAUUAUCUCAAAAUUCUUAUCACUCUACCAGGGCGCCUAUUCAGGCCGAUUCGUCGGCUGCGAUUUCAUCAACGCUCCUCCUUUUAUCAACCUUUUACUCUCAAUACUGAAAAAAUUACUUCCGUCUAAGUUGUAUGGAAGGAUCCGCAUUCACAAGGAUUUGAAAUCGUUCCAUAAAGUGGUGCCGAAAGAAUGCCUGCCGAGAGAUUACGGCGGUGAUCUUGACACCGUGGAGAACUUAAUCGUCAAGUGGGACAAAGUGUUCGAACACAACCAACCGAUUUUCGAGAAAAACCUAAGAAUGCUCUCCAACGAGAAUCUCAGGCUGGGCACCAACAAGGACAACAGUGACAUGUUCGGAGUCGCCGGAACGUUCAAAAAACUCAACCUCGACUGACUGUAUAUCUCACUAAAUCAAUCAACAAAGUGAAAA
Molecule: messenger RNA, 1138 nt
Organism: Tribolium castaneum (red flour beetle)
Lineage: Eukaryota; Metazoa; Arthropoda; Insecta; Coleoptera; Tenebrionidae
Product: alpha-tocopherol transfer protein-like
Exons: 6
Coding region: 200-1102 (300 amino acids)
Cellular component (GO): membrane
Molecular function (GO): phosphatidylinositol bisphosphate binding
Source: RefSeq, a predicted model, not a curated record